CACAUACAGACACACACACACACACACACACACACAGACAGACACACAGAGCAUCUGCAGCGGUCGUGAGGAGAGGAGCACCACCCGACAUCCGUGGAUGUUAUCUCGACCUCUGGAGAACCGGAGAGCUGGAUUAUUCUAAUAGUGCGCAUCUUCCAGAGGGUGUGUUUCAUCCUGCGGAGGAAUCAGAGGACACAGGAAAAGGGGAUUUCUUAAGAUAGCAUUGGGAAUAAGGUUUUUUGGGGGUUUAUCAUCAGUGUCCUUCACAUUGUCCACGCUUGUCCUGAAGGAGCUGUCUAACCGUGGAGCUCGUCCGUGUCCAAAUGGAUGAGAGUGCGUGAGGAGAAUACUAAUGCGUCCUGCUGCUGCUGAGGGCCACACAGAGCCCAUCAGUCAUCCAAGAGCCCACAGCGGGGAUCUGAGCACCAGAGCUGGUUAAUCUACCCAAAAAACAGGUUGUGGAUAACCCCAAAAAAGAACAAAACUCUAGCAGCUGCAGAGAGAGAGAGAGAGAGAGAAAAAAACGCCAAAAUGGGCAACAGCUUCUCCAACAUCUCUGCCUUCCAGUCUCUCCACAUCGUCAUGCUGGGCUUGGACUCUGCUGGCAAGACCACAGUCCUGUACAGACUGAAAUUCAACGAGUUCGUCAACACGGUGCCCACCAUUGGGUUCAACACCGAGAAGAUCAAGCUGAGCAACGGCACGGCGAAGGGCAUCAGCUGUCAUUUCUGGGACGUGGGGGGCCAGGAGAAGCUGAGGCCCCUGUGGAAGUCCUACAGCCGGUGCACCGAUGGCAUCAUCUACGUGGUGGACUCUGUGGACGUGGACAGGCUGGAGGAGGCCAAGACAGAACUGCACAAAGUCACCAAGUUCGCAGAGAACCAGGGCACGCCGCUGCUGGUCAUCGCCAACAAGCAGGACCUGCCCAAAUCUCUUCCAGUGGCGGAUAUCGAGAAGCAGCUGGCCCUGCACGAGCUCACCCCGUCCACCACCUACCACAUCCAACCUGCAUGUGCUAUAAUAGGAGAGGGGCUUCACGAGGGCAUGGACAAGCUGUAUGAGAUGAUACUGAAGAGGAGGAAAUCCCUCAAACAGAAGAAGAAGCGAUAACAGCUGCUGGUUCUGUGGACAGUGUUGUAGUCUGAUGAACUGUAAGGAAUCCGGGUUCUGCCAGUGUUGCCCUAAACAAGGUUUACUUUGCAGUGUUUUUUUUGUUUGUUUUUGUUUUCAACAUCCUCAGUUUGGAUUAAAGCUGUUCGACGCUGUGAAGCCCUGCUUGAAUGAUGCUUCUGCAGGAUAUAGAAUACAUAAUAAUAACCAAAAAAGACAAAUAUAGAAAAUAAACUUGAAAUGACUCUCCAGAUCUACAGCAUGGAGGAGGAGACGCGGGCUGGCCCGUUUAUCUGCUGCUUUCGUCGUUGGACUUUGGACACAGUUUGACUCUGAAGAAGAAGCUCCUCUGCUGUAGCUCACCGAGGACUGUUAUGGCACAGUAGUUGUUUUUUUUUCCAUUUCCACCCACAGGAGGUCUACUGCGGAAACACACGUUUGAUUUUGCACGUGGCUCGGGUCACUUGUGCCCCCUGCUCUUUUUUUAUUUUGUUUGGGAGGACAGACAUCUGUAGUUUCAGUCUGGAUGUCGUGCUGACUGUUUCUUUGGGAGCAUUGAAGUAGCCUUUCCUCAUGCGUGGUGGACUGAGGACAGAGUGUCCACUACUUUGCACUUUUCAUUUCCUAACAAAACAGUAGAGAACUACACUGUAUUAAUAGAGGAGCCGAUCCAGGUGGUUUAUGUACUAAGAAGCCAAAAUUGAAGUAUUUUUUGAAUAUUAAAAUAUAUA
This is a messenger RNA of Anoplopoma fimbria (sablefish), 1841 nucleotides long. Its product is annotated as ADP-ribosylation factor-like protein 4C. Gene Ontology annotation, biological process: endocytic recycling; intracellular protein transport. NCBI's taxonomy places the organism in Eukaryota, Metazoa, Chordata, Actinopteri, Perciformes, Anoplopomatidae. Gene Ontology annotation, cellular component: cytoplasm. Gene Ontology annotation, molecular function: GTPase activity; GTP binding. The transcript has a single exon. The coding region runs from base 532 to 1110 and encodes 192 amino acids. The record is from RefSeq and is a predicted model, not a curated record.